Paramacrobiotus metropolitanus is the source of this 1952-nucleotide messenger RNA. RefSeq lists its product as uncharacterized. The transcript is spliced from 5 exons. The record is from RefSeq and is a predicted model, not a curated record. Lineage: Eukaryota; Metazoa; Tardigrada; Eutardigrada; Parachela; Macrobiotidae. Gene Ontology annotation, biological process: intracellular protein transport; exocytosis. Bases 133 to 1695 code for a protein of 520 amino acids. Gene Ontology annotation, molecular function: small GTPase binding; neurexin family protein binding. Gene Ontology annotation, cellular component: plasma membrane; exocytic vesicle.
CAAGAUAUUUGACAAGAAAUAUUUUUUUAAAUUUACUACCGUUUCCAUAUUAUUUCCAGUUUUUUUGGUUCCUCUUUAGUCUUUCUGGUCUUUUCUCAUCUUUUGGAUUCUGAUUCGUAACCAUUCUAACUGAUGGAUCAUUUGAACGAGCACAUCACAUUGUUUGUUCUGAAGAACCUGGAAAAAUUGACGGAAGAAGAGCGGGAGACAAUUCGGACUGUGGCGGAGCGGGAUGAAACACUGCGUCGUGAGCAUGACGAGCGCCUCGGCACCUUGAAGAAUGAAAUCCAGACACUGCAGCGCGCGCGGGAUGCUCGCGUAGACUUCUCAUUGGCCAAGGAUUCCUGUGUGCUGUGCAUGACGGUCUUUGGGCGUCUGCUCAGUACGGGCGCCAACUGUCCAUCGUGCCAUCGGCGCGUCUGCAAGGCGUGCCGCAAUCAAUCUGUUCACGGGAAGAAAUGGAUGUGUACGCUGUGUGAUAAAGAAUGGGAACUCCGCAACGCUGUUGGGGAGUCCAUGCCCUGGAAGGACAAUAUCCCGCGCAUAUCCACAACCGCCUUUGUGCUGCGUUCGCUCUUGGGGCUGAAGCGGAGUUUGCAGCUGAGUUUGAAGCAGCGGGCCAUUGACGACGGACGGAAAUUACCAAGCACGCCGGGUAAUAUGGAUAACCAUAUUCCUCAUUUCCACGGCAGGGCCAGGAAUUCCGAAGAACGCUUCAUCGCCGCUCACAUUCCGUCCAUGAAUAUUAUCUGCAGUCCGAAAUUCCGGCAGAGUCUUCACGGACCGCUUCGUCCACUUCCCGCAGCUAAGCCAAAAUCAGCUGACAAACUUCACCGACCGACGUUAGCCGACAAGAUCACAAAGUCUCUGCAUGAAGCAGCCACUUUGAUGCACAUUCAUAGUGAGGCCAUCUUUUCGCACACGCCCCCGAAAUCCCUGCACACACCCCGCCGCACUCAUUCCAGUCCCGAAGUUGCUGCUGUUGAUGCGCGCGACGCCGGCCGAGACCCGUUAGUGCGGGGGAAAUUGCAGACCCCACCGACGGACGGCAAUGAGGAAAGCCUUGCUGCUGGAAAGGGUUUUCUGCUUUCAUCGGGGAAUGCUGCGCCGCUCAAUCAGAAUGUGGGGCUGGUGGCCUCUACGCCGCGAUUUAUCUGCGGAAGCGAUCCGGAAAUGAGUAAGCAACUGGGAGCUCCGAAACUGGAUGGUAUUUCGAUAUCGACUGUCGGCAGUGGUAGUGCCAUGGAAGAGCAACAGGUUCACAUUGCGCGGGAAACAUUUGGUGAUAUUAAACUGCAAGUGACGUUUGAAGAACGGAUCAAAUCAUUGACCGUGACGGUUCUGGCAUGCCGCAAUCUGUUAUCCCUCAGCAAAACCAAGCCGAAAUUCCCUAAUCCUUACGUUAAACUGUACCUGUACGAACCACACUGUGAGCGGCUGAAGCGCAAAACGGAAACAGUGAAGAAAUCGCGCAACCCCACCUUUGCGGAGACUGUAUCUUUUCCGGCAGUCGACAUUAACACGGCUCAUGGCUGGCUGCAUGUGGCGGUGUGCAGUAAACACGGAUUCUUUCGCCGGACCAAAGUUCUCGGAGAGACUACAUUGCUUAUCACACCGGAACUGCUGCAGCGCCGUCGCGCGAUGUGGUAUCCGCUGAAUUGUAGCUACGUAAAGUGCUCGGGUUUGACGGAAUAAACAAGUUUGAGUCAUUCUCUGGUUUUCGAAUUUUGAACUGGAAGGUUGGGGAAUGUUUUUAAUUUUCUGUGGAGGUAAUUUUAUUUGUUUUAUCCAACUGUUCGGCCACGGAUACCUGUGUCGCUUUUUGCGGUUUUUAUGGGAUAUGGAAUUUUUGCGUUUAUAAAUUUGACCGCAGUUUUUUGUAAUAUUUUACGGUGGUUGCAAGUGCAGCUUCUGUGUUUUUUCAAAGAGAUCAGUGCACGCAACGAAUAAAG